AUGUCAACUGAAAACAUCAUUAUCAAAGAAGAACUAAUUAGUGAUCGAAGUAUUCAUUUUUUAAUUCCAGCACUUUCUGCAGAUGAACCAUCACAUAUUCUUAGUUUACCUGAAACAUUUUCUAUUCAACAAAAUCCAUUAGAAAUUCCAUUACCAUCAGGAAAAUGUGUACUUGCACCAAGUCCAAGUGAAUUAUUUCAUUAUUAUGAAUCGGUUCAACCACAAAUGAAUAGUAUUAUAUCUUCAUCGGAAGGUUUAAUUGAUCAUUUAACAUCCGAAAAUUUUAUUCAUAUUGUGGAAAAUUUAUCUGAAUAUUCUAUUCCUUGUCCGGUUUUACAAAGUCAUGCUGAUAAAUCAACAUCAAUGAUUUCAAUGGAUGAUUUUGAUGAAAUAACAUUAAAUCAAUCGACUAGUCCAACAUAUUAUGAUCCAUUAUGUGAAUAUUCUUCGCCAACAAUUGAUGAUCCAAAUUUAUUUCUACACAAUGAACAAUUAACAUCGUAUUUAAAUAAUUUAAGUAAUAGUUCAUCAAAUUGUGAUAUUAAUUAUCAAUGGACCACAUUACCAGUCGCAAUAUCAUCAAUAAAUAAUAGUAUGAAUUGGAAAAAAGUUCGUUCAAAUGAAAAUUGUAAUAAUAAAAUCAAAGGACGAAAUAAUCGAAAACGUACAAAAUUUUCUAAUGAUGAUCUUGAAAUAUUAAAUUUAUUUUUUGAAACAAAUCCAAUGCCAUCUCGAUCAGACAUAUCAAUUUUAUCCGAAAAAUUAGCUUAUCCACGUUAUAUUGUACAAGUAUGGUUUUAUAAUAAACGUCAAUCACUUAAACGAGCUAAUUCAUCAUCAUCUCAAUUCAAUAGAAUUUUAAAAUGA
This is a messenger RNA of Adineta steineri, 867 nucleotides long. The record is from the annotation of a GenBank genome assembly. Lineage: Eukaryota; Metazoa; Rotifera; Eurotatoria; Adinetida; Adinetidae.